Messenger RNA from Gasterosteus aculeatus aculeatus (three-spined stickleback), 5954 nucleotides. Its product is annotated as rho guanine nucleotide exchange factor 9. NCBI's taxonomy places the organism in Eukaryota, Metazoa, Chordata, Actinopteri, Perciformes, Gasterosteidae. The record is from RefSeq and is a predicted model, not a curated record. Gene Ontology annotation, molecular function: protein binding; guanyl-nucleotide exchange factor activity.
AGCCGGUGUGCGGGAGUUUUUUUUUUUAUCGGCUUCACGGACGGCGACGACGGUGCCCGUUAAACCGGGCGGAAGUAACGUUAACGUUAGUUAUCAGCUUUAACGGCGCGUUUAAAUGUGCAACGUUACGAGUUGUUUGACAGCGGCCCGAGACAUGACGUCCAUCGGAGCUGAUAGCUGACGCUGUAUAAUGAGAGAGGAUGGAGCAGACAGACAACCCUGCCCCUGCGAGCAACAACCCUAAUGGGUUUGUCAACCGAGUGUUUAAUGUUUCUCUGGAUGUGGAGAAUGAGACCAGCAGUGUUUAUAUUCAGCAGAAUGGGCCAGAGCCUGCAGAGGGGCAGGGAGAGACACAAGCUGCCUCUCCUCAGACCCCUGUCAAGGAGAGACAGGAGGUCAACCGAAGGCCCCGUGCCACUGGGGGCAUCUGGAGGAUCUUGAACCGAAAGCGUGCUGGCUCAGAGCUGGAGCGCAGACCUCACUCCAUGAUCCUGCCCGGGGAGGCUUCCAUCCCCAAACUCUCGUUUGCUGACAAAGUUCGCUCCUUCAAGAAGCUUAAAUCCCCCUCUGUGUUUAGAGGGAAGACAGAGAAAUUGUCCACUGCCAAGUUCGGCAGCUCCUUGGUGGAUGAGGAAUCUUUCUGCCGGGACCUCGGCACUCCCCAGCAGUCCGGCAGGAGCACACUCAGGCACCGUGGCAAGAGGCACUCGUACGCUGGCCACACAGCCGACUUUGACUGCUCGUUCGAAGACAUCGACCUCGUAGCUCCCAUUGACGGCCAGCAGCCCGCUGUGGCGGGAGAGGCUGUGACUCAGAAUGGUUGUAAACAGUCAGAAAGGGUUUGCUACACUAAAAGAAGCCAAGGAAAUUCAAACAACUGUAACAAAAUGGCCGCGGGUUGCGAUGAGCCAAGCGGUAGCCCGAACACCCACCACAGCAGAGGAAGGAGGCACAAAGACGUGUGGAGUUACCUGAGGCGGAUUUCCAUUCUGGGGAAGGCCAAUCCGGUCUACUCGGAGAGGAGCUUUGACUCUGAGCUUCCAUCUUUUGACAAGACCAUGGACUCAGAUUAUGGUUCCGUCGACUUCGAGAGUGUCAGAGACUUUCAGCCCCCGCCCCCGAGACACUCUGACACCAAGGGGCACUUUGGCGGUCUGUUCAAGUUUUUCAACAGUGUAGCGGAGACAGCCCGAAAAUGGCGGACAACAUCGCACUCUUUCUCUCCUCCGGAGGGAGAAAGGACACCGAUGGGCUCCCCGCGGGUCCCACAGUCCUCAGCGGGCAGCAUUCACAGUGUGUCCCUGACACUCCACAGUGAAGGCCUCCCAAAAUCCCAGGCCAUGCCAUCAACACCAGAGAACGCUAAAUCCUCACACUCAGGAAGCCUAGACAGCAAUGCUCCCGCACCUGUGACAGGACGGCGAUCCCCUAAGGUGGUCCUGAAAGCCUUCAGGCCGUGCCCAAGAGCUCAAGCGGUCGAUGUCCUUCAGAGUUCUGAGGGCACAGACAAACAUGCAGACGGGGAGACAAACCACCGGUCCACGGCCAUAGUAGAGAACCAUAUCCCCCAUUCAGGUCCAACCACCGAGGCUCAAAAAGAAGCACAGGUUGAAAGUGAUCCAUUAAGCUGUUUCUGUCGAGAGGAAAAGGUAGAGGGGCGGACAGGAAAUGAGCAGGAUUCCAGGGAUGCUCCACCGUUCACCCACCAGAUACAGGAAGUGAAUGUCCAAUCACAACAAGGUGACGAAGGGAGCACGACUAAUAGCGUACCCGCAUCAGAUUCCACAGAGGAAAUAUUCAAGCUGUGCGAGCAGAUUGCCAGCCAGACAGGCUGCGGCGUCAGACAGCCGGGUCCGGCCGGGCCCGACCCGAGCACAGAGAAGACCUCUGUGCCUCACAGGGCCCCACGCCCUCGCCCGGCUUCAGCCGUACUGGACCCGUGGAGGCCCAACCCAGACCGAGGUCUCUACAGCCACUACAGCGAGGUUGGCUCUCUGUGCCGGCGGAGACGCAGGCCGGCUCCCACCAUGCAACACUCCCCGGGGCAGAGACAGAUGGCCGCUCGCGCCAGGCCCUUCUCUGUCAUAGAAACCAGCGCUACUAGGGCGAUGCAGUCCACGGAGCUGCAGCACAGUGCCUUGUCGCGGCCCCUGGGUGUGUCACCGUUAGAGCCCCCGCUGAAGGCUUCUCUCCUGCGGUGUCGCUCCCUGCCGCUGCCCCCGAGCACUCUCACCGUCGUGGCGCUGCUCCUUCCUCAGUCAGACGCGGGUCAGUCGUCCUCAGUGCGCUUGCGGCCGGGCUCUGGUAGCUGCAGGAGGAGGAGGCUGCUGAGAGCUGGUUCGGAACCACUGCAGGUCAACGUUUUGAUAAGUGGAGGUUCAAUCGUCAACGCUGAGGCGGUAUGGGACCAUGUGACCAUGGCGGACCGGGAGUUGGCGUUUAAGGCCGGUGACGUCAUCAAGGUGCUGGACGCCUCCAACAAGGACUGGUGGUGGGGCCAGAUUGACGAGGAGGAAGGAUGGUUUCCCGCCAGCUUUGUACGGCUGUGGGUAAACCAGGACGACGUGGGAGGGGAGCCGGCCGAGGGGACCAGCGAGGUGCAGAACGGGCACCUGGACCCGACCAAUGACUGCCUGUGUCUGGGCUCACCCCUCCAGAACCGAGACCAGAUGAGAGCCAACGUCAUCAACGAGAUCAUGAGCACGGAGAGACACUACAUCAAACACCUCAAGGACAUCUGUGAGGGCUACCUGCGGCAGUGCAGGAAGCGCGUGGACAUGUUCAAUGACGACCAGCUGAGGGUCAUCUUUGGGAACAUCGAGGACAUCUUCCGCUUCCAGAUGGGCUUUGUUAGAGACUUGGAGAAACAGUACAACACGGAUGACCCACACCUCUCUGAAAUCGGACCAUGCUUUUUAGAACACCAAGAUGGUUUUUGGAUCUACUCAGAGUACUGUAACAACCACUUGGAUGCCUGUAUGGAACUGAGCAAACUGAUGAGGGACGGCAGGUAUCAGCACUUCUUCGAGGCCUGUCGCCUCCUCCAGCAAAUGAUUGACAUUGCCAUAGACGGCUUCUUGCUCACCCCUGUCCAGAAAAUCUGCAAAUAUCCACUCCAAUUGGCUGAGCUUCUCAAAUACACAGCGCAGGAGCACAGUGAUUAUCGAUACGUGGCAGCUGCGCUGGCAGUAAUGCGGAACGUCACUCAGCAGAUAAACGAGAGGAAGAGGAGGCUGGAGAACAUCGACAAGAUCGCCCAGUGGCAAGCUUCUGUUCUGGACUGGGAGGGGGAUGAUAUCCUGGACCGGAGCUCGGAGCUCAUCUACACCGGGGAGUUGUCAUGGAUCUAUCAGCCCUACGGACGCAGCCAGCAGCGAGUCUUCUUCCUCUUUGAUCACCAGCUGGUUCUCUGUAAGAAGGAUCUGAUACGCCGGGACAUCCUGUACUACAAGGGUCGCAUCGACAUGGACCGCUACGACGUACGGGACGCCAUUGACGGGCGCGACGACGACUUCAACGUCAGCGUGAAGAACGCCUUCAAACUGUGCAACAAAGACAGCGAGGAGAUCCACAUCUUCCUGGCCAAGAAGCCGGAGGAGAAGAUCCGCUGGCUCAGGGCCUUCCACGAGGAGAGGAAGAUGGUGCAGGAGGAUGAGAAAAUCGGUUUCGAGAUCUCUGAGUACCAGAAGCGGCAGGCAGCCAUGACGGUGAGAAAGGUGACCAAACAGAAAGGUGUAAACAGGUGCACGCCCCCCUCAUACCCGCCCCCACAGGACCCCCUAAGUGCGGGGCAGUAUGAGGUAACGGAGGACAUGGCACAAGGAGAGGUUUUUGAAUUCAGUCAAUCCAAAAGAGGCCAGGCUCCUUUCUGGCAGAAUUUUAGUAGAUUAGCUCCAUUUAAGAAAUAGAGAAACACGGACUCUUCUGAAGGACCAGCUAUUUUUCUUAGAAGCACUAAACACUGGAGGAUCUUGUCCCAUGAUGAAGAAAAAUACAAAAAAAACACACACAAGAGACUUUUGAAAUGAUGGACCAUUGUUAAUAUAGCGUGUGACUGGAAGCAGCAAGAGGACAGAAGACUUGGAUUUAAAACUUUGAGAAAAAUGAAAAAAGCAUCACAACUGAUAUCUGUUAGCAACGUUCUUAGUUAUCAUGCUUCUCCAGCUGAGUGGCUUGUCUACAGCUCUUUCCCCUCCAAUUCUGCAUCGUCACGCCAUCUGAAUGUCCCUGAGUUUUUCAAAUUGUCAUAUUAAUCUAUUUUUAAUCCAAUCAUCGGGAGGAAAACACAAGGUCGGGACAGGGCAUUCCUCGUGGUAUGAUUGUGUCGACCCUGCUGUGCUGCUAUGUGACAUCGCUUGUUGAAUUCUUCUGAAUGUGAGAUGGAGUAACGACGGGCCCCCGUGGCGUGCGAGGGACCCGCGAAAGCUCGCCCGUUGGCGUCGUCCCAGCGUUCCGUCCAUCUGUCCACUGAUCACAGACCAGCCGGGCCGCCGACGUCUGCGUCCGGAUCACCUCCUCGCUCACAGCGGCCCACGUUCCGCUCUCUAGCUGCUCGCAUGCAGUCCCCCUCGCCCACCCGCACACACCCCCCCCACCCCCAUCACCAGGUGUAGUUCAGCAUCUCCCUCGCUCUCCCUCGUCCAUCCCUCGUCACCUCUUAUCUCUCCACCCACCUGCUCCGCCUGCGUGAGUCAGUGGCUCUCAGAGGAAGAGCUUCCCUCUUUUGGAAACCUGCCAUUGGCCGUGAUAUGAUGCAUCAGGGAACGAAUCAAUCGUUGGGACACCGAUAGAAUAGUUACAUCCGCCCACCAACCACCUUUGACAGGGUAUUCAUAAGCGUUCAUGCCGACGAUGCGCCGACAGGCCUUUGCCGCUCGGAUGGAACAGCUGGGAGCAGGAGAUUGGUGGUGCCGUGGUUCCACCUGCCCUGUGUCAGAGCCCCUCCCCACUCCCCCCCCCAGAGACCACCCCUGUAGCACUGUGCCGGCAGCUCACCGGGCGCUUGGAAAGAGAAUAGCCGACCCCCCCCACCCCUCCCCGGAAAGGAAACAGCGAGAUCUAAGAAGCGAUGUUGAGGCAUUGGCCGAAGUCUAGACUAACGUGUCUCUUUUUCACGUCAGUUGUCAAAAGAAAGACUCCUUCGGCCGGCUUCAUUAUUUCCUGUUGCUCACACUAUAAAAAGCACAGCACACAUUCAGUCUGCGGGGGGGGGGGUUUCCUUUUCUGCCGGUUUGAGUAGGAGCGGCGAUAACAGCGCGCCAUUUUGGAGCAAACCCCCUAAACCAGCACAAAGGGAAGCAUAUACAUGAACUAACAGGUUGUGAGUCAGCACUGGAGGAAUGUACGGUGCAGAAGAGUGAGCCAACAUAGAAAGUUGAAGCUAAUCUGUAGCAUGCAGCUGUCCUGUCACAGAUUGAUGCAUCUCUAAAGGCUGCAGCUCCGAAGCUUGGCACUCCUCCCCGAUGUUUUUCCACUUCUGAUCCGUGUCCUGGCAGUAGGCUCGGCACCGUUAAGUGAUUUACACAGGACCCGGUCGGAUUGUCGUGUUGUGAGAUCCUGCCAUAUGCUACUAGCAGUGUUAGAAAGGAGAGGAUCCAAGCGCCGUUCACACACAUCAUGAAGAUAUAUUGUUUUCUACAGUUGGAAUGUAAGUGACACACAAGUCCGUGGUUUGUGAUCAUAUUUGGACCUCCGAUACAGAAGUACAUUUUGUGUUGAAUUAUAUCACCCCGUACAUAUACAGUAUGACAACUUGUGCAAUGUGAUAUAUCAUUAUAUAUCUUCACUAUCCACUACAACGUGAUAUGAAAGAGUUAUAUAUAGUUCUAUGUCAUUUGUUUGCCUGCUUAUAGGCCUUAUAACCUAUUGGAGAAAAAAAAAGAGACCGUAGAAUUGCUUUGUGUGUUGUGUAAUUUAUGUUUUUGUUUCAGUAAAGACGGUUUAGACCUGCGUGA